AUGUUGAAGCAGCUCUUAAAAGGUCAAGCAGAUGGUGCUAUGGAGACAAGCAAGAAGUUGGCUGAGAUGAACUCUAAGAUUGAAUCCUUGAACACUAGAGUUCACUCUUUGGAACACCAUGCUUCUUCUUCUGCUGCUAAGCAAGGUCAAUUUCCUGGAAAGGUUGUUCAGAAUCCAAAGGAGCAUUGUAGAGCGAUCUUCACUCAAGAGGAAGGAUUUGAUCAACAAGCUGCUAAUGAGAAGGAUAUUGAGGAGAUCUGUAUGCUGCUUAAUAAUGAAGACAAUGUUGUUGCUGAUGCUCCUGGAGUCCAAUACGCUCAACCUGAAGUGCAAGCUCCUCAGAUAGCUAUCCACGCUUCACCGGUUGAGCUCGCACAACAAGCUCGAUUGGCAGCUCGAUCGAGCCAGACCGUCUCACCAGCUCGAUCGAGUCAGAUGCUUUAUGCUCCAACACCAUCUGAUGAUGACACCUACAAGCCCCCUGUUCCAUUUCCAAGUAGAAUCCUUACCAAGAAUCAGAAAAUGUCAUCACCAACUUUAGGAAUGACAUGA
Microthlaspi erraticum is the source of this 552-nucleotide messenger RNA. NCBI's taxonomy places the organism in Eukaryota, Viridiplantae, Streptophyta, Magnoliopsida, Brassicales, Brassicaceae. The record is from the annotation of a GenBank genome assembly.